Messenger RNA from Trichobilharzia regenti, 3894 nucleotides. NCBI's taxonomy places the organism in Eukaryota, Metazoa, Platyhelminthes, Trematoda, Strigeidida, Schistosomatidae. The record is from the annotation of a GenBank genome assembly.
CAAGUAUAUAUAUAUAUAUGUCAUUCAUAUUGCUACGAUAUGUAUAUGUACUAUAGGUACAGCAUUGAGACUACUACGAAUAAAUCGAUAUGAGAAGUACAAUUAUUCCUUAUAGCAAAUCUCUCUCUCUGUUUCCAUUUCAUGUAUCACCUAUUAAAUGACUGUAUAAUGUCCUGAAUUUGUUCUACUCAUGAGAUAGAGUGCAAAAGAGAAGGACAGACAUACUAACUAUGCCCUGAACUUGAAUAUCUUACUAUAGUAUGACAGUGGAGGAUGAACUUUGAAAAUUUCAAUAUGAGAAGAAUGCUAGAUCAUUGGGGAAUAACGGAGAAGUGGUUUAUAUUGGUGUGUGUGUGUGUGUAAGUAUGAAGUUAGAACAGCAUUCUCCAGAGUAUUAUUAUUCCUUUAGAUUCCAUCUGGAACAAACAUCUUCAACAGCAUAACUACAUUCCAGUCUGUUCUCUUCAGCUAGUCCUACGAUUGUCCAUAGACUGUCAUCUUUACCUCACUCAGUCUCCUCCAUUCCACUCUCGGACAUACACCAAAGUGGUUUCACUUCUCAUUCAGAUUCCAGUCAGGCGACGGUCCUGAGCGUCAUAUCCUUCCAACGGUCUUCUCAGCGUUUGUCUGAGCCAUCUGCAUUUACUUAUGCAUAUUUGUUGGGCGAACGGUUCUUUGUUGGUUGUUUGGCAGAGUUUAUUGCUGCAAACUCUUUUUGGCUCGCCACUGAAAGCGGUAGCUGUUGACAAAAGUCUAAUGCAGUCACAUGUUGGAAAUGCUUUUGUUGAUGAUUCGUCGAAAUCGUCUGUCAACGGAAAAUUAAACAAAAGUCAAUCAGAUGAAUUACUGCAUAGACAAAGUGAACAAAUGCAAGCAGAAUUAGAUUUAGUGCAUAAAUUAAUGCAUUCACCGGAAGAAAUGGGUUUAGAUAAUGAAUGCAGUAAAGAUCAUGAAACUGAAUGUUAUAUACAAACAAUAUAUGAGCCGUGUUCAUUGAGUAGAACAGCUAUUAACUUUGAUCGUCUAUUACGUCGUAUUGAUACAACAAAUGCCCGUGUAACUACACUGAUUAAUCUUUCGGCUACUGCUGUCCUAGCUUCAGAUAAAAGUGCUAUCAACUUUUUAGUCAAUAGUCUGAAACGUAUGCGACGUAAACAAGGUUUAGCAAUCAAUGAAGCUGAUGAUAUAAUGCCUACAUUUUUAAAAAAUCCCCUACUUUUAUUACGUUCAAGAAAGAAAAAGCAUAAAAGCGAGAAUGGUAUUAAUGGUGGUGAAGAGAAAUUGGCCACAUUCACUUUAAGUUAUCCUGAAGACGAUGAUGAUGGUGAUAAUGUAGACGGUGAAGGUGAUGAAAGUGAUAAAGAUGAAAUUCUUGAUGAUACAGAAAUCCUAUGGGAAAUGAGUAGUGUACAGAUAAGUACUGAUUGUUCAACAAGUGAUAGUGAUGAUGAAGGUCCAACACCUGAGUAUGUUUUAAACUUAUCCAAACAAAUACGUAAAACAGAAGGUGUGAGAUUGAAACAGAAUUUACGUCUUAUACGUCAUAAGAAAUCAUCAACAGCAGCAUUAAAUAGUGGAGUAGUUCCGGGUGGCAAAAAGACUUCGAUCAAUGUACCGCCUCCAUUAAAUCCUUUAGCGCAUAAUCGUAAUGAUAUGCUUAGAGCACAUGCAACAGUACCAAGUGGUUUAUGUCAACAAGGACGUAAAGUAUCCUCAUCAUCUAUGAUGUCAUCAAGUGGUCUACCGCAUUGCGAUGGAAGUACAAAAUCAACACCAACAUUACCAUUUAAUUUACUCAGUCUUACUGGACAAUUAUCAUGGCUUAUCUCUGAAUAUAUUGAACGUGGUAGUUCUACAUAUAAAUGGGCAACUGAAUUGAUUAAUUCAAUCGGUAAAAUGUCAGUAACACGUUCAACAUGGUUAAAUGUACAUCAACAGUUAAGAGAGACAACUGAGUUAUUAUAUUCACAUCGUGAUCAAUUAAUUAAAAAGAAUUAUGCAUUAUCUGAAACUCCACAAGGUGAAAUUGCCUGGAAUAAAUUACAAACUGUUCAUCAAGGCAUUCUUUAUGGGGAUUUAAACUCGAGUACAAUUACAACAGAUCGAUUGAGAACAUUGUGUAAAUCCCUAAAGGUGAAUAAUAACAAUAAUAAUAAUAAUAGUAAUAACAUUCCUGCUACCAAUGAUCCUACUACUAAUGGGAAUACAGAAAGAAAAUUAGUUCAAUUGUCAUGUUUACUAGAGAAGAAAUUACACUUGGCCUAUUUAUGCGAUUUAUUAUUAUGGAAAGCGCAUAAACUCAUAUUAUCAGAUCAUGGUAAUAAUGAUGAAGAUGUAGCCAAGUGUCAAUUAAUGGAUUUUCAAAUACGCCUGUUAGAAUUGCAAUUAGACCAAGCCAAUGGACAGAAUUGGUCACCUGAAUUAAUGGAUUAUAUAGUUUGUUGGAUGAGUGAUAUUUGUGAAUGGAAGGCGGAAUUCCAACCGAACACUUCAGAUGUUGACUAUUUCAUAUGGAAUGAAUUGUAUGUGUUUAAAAAUUCUGUUCAAAAUUUACUCGACUUAGUCAAAACACUGACUUCAUGUAAACUGAUACGGUCAGCGCUGGAUGAAAAUGGUAAGAAUAUGAUUGAUCAUAAACAAAGUAUUGCAAGUAGUAGUGGUAGCAGUGCACUAAAUUCAAACACUUCACUUACAGACUUAUCCUCAAGAAGUCAAUCGUGUCGUUCGCAUCACUACCACCCACAUCAUCAUCAUCAUGGGCAAGGUGAUUUUCGUACACUAGACGCUGAUCGAUGUUCACGUUCAUAUGCUGCAAUGAUUAGACAAAUACAAGAACAUGCUAUGAAAAAUAGACCAUUAGGCUAUUUUGCUGAACGUGCUUUAUACGAUAUUGCUGUGGAAUUAGGCUGUCAAGUGAAUUGGGAUGAAAGAUUUCAUAGUUUAAGUAAAGAAUUACUGAAUGCUUGGAAAGAAUGGGAGUUGAUUAUUCAAGAGAAAGUUGAUCGUGAUUUCUAGUCUGUUAAUUUUCUUUUUUAUAACAAAACAUUAAACACAUUCGAGUAUUUGUCAUCUCUUCACAUACUACAAUUUGUCAUUAAGAAAAAAAAACAGGAGAAAAACAAUAAAAAACAACGAGAACACAAGAUCUGUCUGGCAGCCAAUUGUCAACAGCGUCAGCGCCAGCUCCAGCCUCAGUAAACCUACCUUCAUUUAUUACAGUAUUUUUGUGUCAUAUUCAUUUUAUUAGCAAAAACACACUAUUCUACUAUUAUUGCUAUUACUACUACUACUUAAUUAAUCAAUGACAUCUAUUUUUCUAACUCAAAAAGAGAUUAAAAAGUAUAAUUUCAUCGAACCCUUCAUUUAAAAGAACAUAUAUAUACAUAUAUAUGUUUAUAUGCACUGUAUAUGAUAUCAAAUAUCUUAAAAAUAAGAAUAAUGAGAAUACUGCAAGAUUUGAUUUUUUCUCUCUCCGUGAAAAAUAAGCAAAAAUAUUGUUGAGUGGUAAGCAAAACAACACUCUUCACUCUGUGUUCAACUGAUUUGCGUGUAUUACCUACCUAGAAAUUCUCGACUCUUUCUCAUUUCUGGUAAAAACAGCAAUUACAGCAAUAGUCUUAUUGACAAUUGAAAUUUCCGAUUUGAAUCUUAGUAAUGAAAACUUUGUCUAGCUGAUUACAUCUCAUGACCAAUAUAUAUUAUAUAUAUAUAUAUUUAAGUUUUUUCCGUUGCAGACACCCAUUUUACCUUACCUCAUACACUUCUCUAUCAUUGUACGCUCUAUUCUGUACUGCUAUUUUUCCACUCAAUGUCUCUCUGUUUUUUUUCUUGUUUUAUUUGUUUGUUAACUGUCAGGAAGUGAAUGUUGAAAAUAAAUUUUGACUGAAAGAAAAA